This is a messenger RNA of Thunnus maccoyii (southern bluefin tuna), 7852 nucleotides long. It is a transcript of the gene nhsa, whose product is annotated as Nance-Horan syndrome a (congenital cataracts and dental anomalies). NCBI's taxonomy places the organism in Eukaryota, Metazoa, Chordata, Actinopteri, Scombriformes, Scombridae. Bases 369 to 4895 code for a protein of 1508 amino acids. Gene Ontology annotation, biological process: cell differentiation; lens development in camera-type eye. The transcript has 9 exons. The record is from RefSeq and is a predicted model, not a curated record.
UUCCUCCUAAAAGUGUUGCACCAUGGUAAUCAUUUUUCCUGGUGGCUGUGAAGCUCACACGACAGCACAUCAAUGCGGGAUCCGGAUCCAGGAAAGCCUGACGCUCCGCUCCAGGUUUUAUCAGCGCCUUUUUUUAAAAACCACCUCUACUUUGGAGCAGUGAAAAAACACAGCAGCAUUAAGCAGCAGAUGACCCGGCGCAGCAGCGAGGAGCACAACAGUCCUCUCCAACAAAUGAAAGGAUGGGGGGCAUCAGCAGCAGCAGCUGAAUUCAGAAAAACUGGAUCAGGGGCGGAGGAGGGGAGAGAACUGCUUUCUGCUCACUCUUGGGUCACUUUUGUUGGAUUUACUCCCGGGUCCACACCAACAUGCCAUUUGCCAAACGAGUCGUGGAACCUCAGUUACUGUGCAGGUAUCAAAUCCCCAACGAGCAGGGUGUGCUUUUCGAGGAUCUGGUCUCCAUCAGUAAUGUGGCUCUGUCUCGGACCUUGCGGCAGCUGUCGGACCUGGCCAAACAUGCCUGCUCCAUAUUCCAGGAGCUGGAAAACGACCUCACAUCCACCAGCCAGCGGGUCAGCGGGCUGCAGAGUAAGAUUAACCAACUCCAGCAGACCUGCUCCGAGCUGGACCCCAAACAGGAGGCAGUGCCGGUGUCUAACCUGGAUGUGGAGAGUAAGCUGACGUCACACUACCAAGCUCCCUGGCACCAGCAGAGGAACGUUUUCCACCCCUCCACGCGGCCAGCAUGCGUAGAAGAGCUCCACAGGGAAGCCAGCUUCAGCCUGUGGGCCCUGCACCAAGAUCACCAGCAGAGACGAUCAGGCAGCAGGGAGCGCAGAGUCACCAUCUCGAUCUCGGCCGUGCCCCCGAUGCCCAUGUACCCCUCCCCAGACAUCAACCAGAGGCAACAGAAGAAAGGAACAAAUUUGACCACGUUUGACACCACCCGCUCCUCCUCCCCUACCGAAUGUUGCCGCUUCACUCCCUGGAGCAGAAAGGCUGCGUCCUCUGACCCCGACUCUGACGGGGUGGCUCUAGGUCACCGGUCUAAGUUUCCCAUCCCUAACAUCCCCUCCACCCUGGACAAGCAGACUAACUGGUCUAAAGCCCUGCCGCUGCCCACCCCAGAGGAAAGAAUGAAAAGCCAUUCCCAAGUGAUCACCUCAUGUGUCAUCCCCAUUAAUGUGACCGGGGUUGGCUUUGACAGAGAUGCUAGUGUGCGCUGCUCCCUCGUUCACUCGCAGUCUGUGCUUCAGAGGAGGAGGAAGCUGAGGAGACGGAGGACUGUUGCCGGCGUUCCCAGACAGGUGCAGCAAGAUUUAGACUCCGAUGACUCUCCUGGUUCCAGAGAACGGACCGUGAUAGUUCAUGCCAGCCUAGAUAUCACUCCUUCCAACGAGGAGCUGGCCAGCCAUCUCAGCACCAGAGACUCAGGUUGCCAGACAGAAGACUUUCUGAUCUCAGGAGCGCCGUCUCGGAGGAGGAUCAGGGCCCAGCGAGGCCAGGGAGCCCCGCUUUCCCUCUCCUACUCUGCAGGCAACAUCUCCUCCCUGCAGGACAGCUCUGACGCCAUGUUCACUGCUUCAGUGGGCGCACGCCUGCGCUCCCGCAGCCUGCCCCGAGACGGGAGCCGGAUGAUAGGCAACGGCCACAAUGACAGCGAUGAUGAGGAGGAGCUCUCCCCCUUUGACACGGAGGACUUCCUGCCUGGACCUGGGGAGCGGAUUCUGAAAGAUGAAGAAGAGAGCACGGAUGAUCAGGCCAUGUCCGGCCGCCAGCUGGUGAGCCUGAAGUACACGCAGCUGUCAGCGAGUCCGGAGCGCAGCUGGAUAGAGAGAACCCGAUCACAGCUGCCCAGGAAGGUCGACAUGGGCAGCUGUGACAUAUCAUCCAGUUCAGACACCUUCAGUAGCCCAGUACACUCAGUCUCAGCUGCAGGGGUGCUAGGAGGCCAGAUGGACCAUAAGGAGGAUCACCAGUCUUCUAGUGGAAACUGGAGCGGGAGCAGCUCCACCUGCCCUUCCCAGACCUCAGAAACAAUCCCCCCGGCAGCCUCUCCACCACUCACCGGCUCCUCACACUGUGACUCCGAGCUCUCCCUGAACGCUGCCACUCAUGCCAACGACGACCAGACUGGCUUCAUGCUGGACCACUACCAGGGCCUCAGGACCCAGCGGGCAGGCUCCUUCUCCUCCACAGCUAUGGACAUAUUAGAGGAAGUAGGGGUCAGCACUCCCGUUGAGGAGUGGAGCUACCCUCACCCGGACCCUCCUCGCCCACAAGACUUCAGCCCUGAGCCGAGCAGAGAGGCUGAGAGCAGCCUGGGCUGCCCCAGCUUCACCAGCAUGGCCACCUGUGAGAGCAGCUUCUCUGACAAGCCGCUGUCAGAGAAAGCAGACACCGUCUCACACUACUCUGUAGACACUGAAGGCUACUACACCUCCAUGCACUUUGACUGUGGUCUUAAAGGUAGCAGAAGCUUCACUUACAACUAUGCAGCCUCUGGCUCUGACUGUGGCCUGUCUGACUUGAGUCGCCACAUGACUCUUGGGAGACGCUGCCUCUCUUUAAGGAAACCAAAGGCGAAGCCGUCUCCACCUAAAAGGAGCUCAUCUUUAAGGAAAAUAUGCAGUGAGGGAAGCAUCCCCGAAAAGAAAGAACCAAAGAUUACCUGUGGACAGCAGCUUCCACUGUCUUCCAAGGAGAGGAAACUGCAGAUGAUGUUGUCUGGCUCUCAUAUAGAAAACUCCUCACUAGUCAGAGAGCCCCUCAGGGUCUGGGGGGUUGAGGGCUCGGUCGAUCUACCUGACUUAGGCGUGUUCAGCUCCACAGAUGCACAUUCAUUCAAAGACGAGGGGGUUGUGCAGUCAGACUAUGCAGAUCUCUGGCUCCUGAAUGAUUUAAAAUCCAGCGAUCCUUACCGAUCUUUGUCCAACUCCAGCACAGCGACGGGUACGACUGUUAUCGAAUGCAUCAAGUCGCAGGAAAGCUCUGAGUCUCAGACAUCGCAGUCUGGCUCCAGGGCUACCACACCCUCACUUCCAUCAGUGGAGGGAGAGUUCAAGCUAACAUCUCCAGAGAAACUAGCAGGUCUGGCCAGCCCAUCCAGCGGCUACUCCAGUCAAUCAGAAACCCCCACCUCCUCGUUCCCCUCCGCCUUCUUUCCCGGGCCGCUGUCACCAGCCAGCGGCAAGAGGAAGCCCAAAGUCCCAGAGAGGAAGUCGUCUCUUUCGUCGUUGUCCUGCAGGGAUGGAGCCACCUCCAAGAGAGACCUGGAGUUGCCGAUCAUCCCUCCCUCCCACCUCGACUUAAGUGCCCUUCAUAGUGUCAGCAACAAGGCUUCAGCUUACAGGACUCAGUUACAAUUUCCUCACCAAAAUAAUCAAAAACCUGCAGUGUCAGCCAAACCUGCAGCGCCUCUCAACUCAGAGGUGUUUAACGCCCCCUCCAUGUCCAUCACACCCACUGUGCUGCACUCAGUUCAGCUCCGAUCCAUCAAUAAGGAGCAUGAAGGAAGUCACAAUGACGAAACAUCCUCCAGAUUCAGAUGCCCCACUGUGAACUUAACUAGCACACUUCCCAGCAGUAAAUCAUUAGAGUUGAGGAGUGCACUGUUGCACAACUCACAUCAACAUCACACACCGUCAAAGCAGUCAUGUGAAUCAGUGUUUACAUCAAAUGAAGAGCUUGCAGAUGGAGGAGCAGCAUGUCAGAGUGAGACGAGAGAGGCUCCAGCUCCUCUAGAGAGUAUAACAGCAUUCAGGCUGCAGUGGGAGCCAUCGAUAGACGUCCCUGAGACCACCACUAGUCAUGAAGCAGAGACGCGCAGAGAGUCAGCGGAGACGCCCGACUGCAGCUCGCAGUCCGAGCCUUUACAACCGCAAAGACCUGAGCCAACUGAAGAAGAACUUUGUCCAAUAAAACCAGGUCUUCCCUCUUUUCUGCACAGUUCACCCAAGAGAACCAACAGUCUUGAUAAAGUGCCUGCUACAGACGGUCAGUCAGAGACUCUGCAAGCAAGUCCAAUCAGUAAGGAAGGUAGCAAAGAAGAAUAUGAGUCAUCAGGUGUUUCAGCCGAAAGUGCCUCUCAGGACGGCAGGGAGGAGUCCACGCCAGAGACAGAGGAUUACUUCAGUAAAGACUCUACACCCAGUGACAACACAACAUCCCCGCUGAGUGAUGAGUCAAGGCCAGAGGAUGACAGUGUGUUUCUAUCACCCACCAAAACUCGGACCACUGAGGAUCUGUUUGCGAUGAUACACAGGUCCAAAAGGAAAGUGUUGGGAAGGAAGGAUUCCACCGAGUUGGGCAUUAGAAACCGCGUCAGUGCUGCUUCAGGGAACACACCACCCAGCAGCACUAUGAGCUCCCCGAGCUCAGCGGUGUCACCGCCCCCCGCUGCGACCCCACCGGGCCUGCAGAGAGUCCCCGGGCCCAUCUACAGGAACGCUAAGAAGUCCAGCACCUCCAACGAGGAGUUCAAACUGCUGCUGCUUAAAAAGGGAAGCCGCUCUGACUCUAGUUACCGCAUGUCAGCUACAGAGAUCCUCAAGAGCCCCCUCACUCCCAAAUCUUCAGCAGAUUCCAUGAUGGAGUCACCCAGACAACCCGAAGAGUCCGCCUCCCCCCUACAGCAGCAGCAGGAUCAAUCAGGACCAGAUCAGGUCUCCAGCCCCUACCCCAAAGCCAACACAGAGGGCUUCUCCCUGAAAUCCUUCCAUACGUCUGCUGCCUCCAGGCAGGGCCGCUCCAGAAUCCCCCCGCCCGCCAACAGCAGCCGCUACGGCAUGCGCAGCAGACUGUUCUCAGCGCCCAUGCAGGCGAUCUCAGAGGGCGAGACAGAGAACUCAGACGGGAGCCCUCAUGACGACCGCUCAUCGCAGGGCUCCACGUAAAAAACAGGAUCCACCUCAAACUGUGGUCCAGUACAGAGAGAGAGUAGAAUUGUCAAGAGGUAUGAAAUUAGUUUACAGUUCAAACAAAUGGACCAGAAUAAAUUUUAAUAUAUAUGAGACAUAGUGAGGGCAUUGAAGAGGUUAAUGCGGUAUAUGGAACAUUAGGAUGAACCGUUUUGUUAUAGAAAUAAUGAAUUUACUGAUUGUGGCUGAGUUUCAUAGCUGUUUCCUUUUCAGUUAGUCUGUGGAUACAUUAAACACUUUUACCUGUGUUCAAAAAAAUUAUUUCAUAUAUACAGUAUGUGUAAAAAACCUCCACAUGAAAGGAAACAGAAUCAGAGUAUUUAGAAUCUGCACUCUGUGAAAAAGUAUGAUUUAUGAACAAAAAUGACAAGCAAAAAACAUUUUGCUUGGUUACUUUAAGGCACAUUUUGAACAUAGCUGUGGCUGUUGUCAAGCCAAAGCCAUGUUAGACACAUUCAUGUUUAAUCUUAGCUGUUCUGCUGUCAAAUUUUUUCUCCAGAAGUUAUUAAAAAAAUCCCACAAUUUGACAUUUUCUAUCAGUAUCUUGUGAAAAUAGAAAAAUAUAUUGUAUUUACUGUAUGUAUUCUGUGAAUACCUAUGCAAUUAGACACAAUCUGUACAUUUCCUCAAGGCAGUUUACUGAAUAAUUUUGAUACCCCCAAGUGAACAUCAGGACUAACAGGAGCAAAAAAAAUGUGAAGCCUCAGUGCAUCUAUUCAUAUGGCUGAAAAGCUGUAUUUUGUGUGAUGCUUUUGUGUAUUUUACUUAGUCCUUUUUAAAAGCAUAUAGUAAAUUAUAUCAAAGAUAGCAUAUUAUUACAACAUUUAAAAACUGUCAUGCAAUAAGAAGAGUAAUUAGAGGUGAGACAGGAAAUGUCAAAGCCAAGCACUAACUUGACAAUCGCGGGAGACGGGAAGGGAGCAGGUGCUAACGUGGGAGUCGAAGAAGUGAUUAAAAAGUUGGAGGUUGUGAAACAGGAGAGCAGUAGAAGAACAAGGAGGUCAUAUGUGUUUUAAAAAAAAAAAGAAAAAAGAAAAAAAAAAGAAGUAAUAAUGGUCAUUUCUGGUUUGCUGACAUGGUGUGUUUACGAAUCGUCGAAAGAGGCAAGUGGAAAGUGUUCAGGAGGAUCAAAUAUGCCUUAUUUUACUCUGUUCAACAAGAAGAAAAUAAGUGAUGAAGCAGCUUGGGCCUCAGCAGGUUAAGUGUUGGUGUGUGAUUUUUUUUUAGGUUUUGAUGGUGGAUGUCUGAUUUACAUUUGGAGCCAGGUUAUCAUCUGUAACGAAAAGAUGAAAGUUCUGGAUUUUGCUGGCAUUUGCUGCUAUUUUGUACCAAAUGCUCAUCUAUUUUUUCUCCCCAUCAAAAAUAUAACUCGCCAUGGUCUCAUAUUUUUUCUGUGUUGUAACAAUCUAAAUAUAUUUAUUUUUUUAACUGACACAGAAUAAGUCUACACCAACGUAAAACUGAAAUCUUUACACGAAACUUAUGCAAUGCUUUGCUGGUAUUUUAAAUAGCCUAUUUUAUUCAGAUACUUAUUUUGUUUAUAAGAGACAAAUUUUAAAACGUAUUUGAGACACUGGUUGCAGAGAACAAGUAGGAAAGCAACUCAUAAUUGUCAUUAAAAGAUGGCAUUAGCAGUCAUAAGCUACAAGUGAGGUUUUAGUUGUAACCCUGACACGCUGAGUCUGUUUUUUGUCCCAUGUAUUCACAAUGAUUUUAUAAUAAGUAUACGGUGUUAAUCGCAGCAACCCUUAUGCAAAGUUGACAGAGUCUAUGUAGCCAUAUUGCCCUAUGGGAGUGUAAAUAUCAGCUUGAUUUUGGCCUUAAUAAAUACCACAGAUGGAUGAUUCCUUUCAGUAACUUCAUACAACUCAAAAGACAGCUUUUAUAACUUAAAUAAUCUACAUUAUUUCUAUGACAUAUAACAGGGUACACAAUGGAUUAUGUCUGUGAGCCUUCAUUCCAACUUUUUUUUUUUUUUUUUUUUGCACUGAUAAAGUGACGUUUGUGAAGUUUCAAGUCUCUUGCUGUACCUGGAGAUAUUUAUAGACCUUUACAUGGAGCUGUUUGACUUCCCUUAAACAAUAAUCAUACUCUUGAGUACGCUUUAGGAGUGGAGUAGAUGCUUCUGCCAAAGGCUAGAACGUGUACAUGUUAAUGGCAUCGAACAGUUUCUCUCUUCUCGUUUACUUGACUGAAAUGUUCUUGAAAACAUAAAACCCAAUACUAAAGAAGAAUUACAGUGUAACUUAUGGUACUAGAUGAAUUUCAUUUGGACUUCAGAUCAACCUCUAUACUGUAGCUAUCAGCUUUGUUUUUUUUUUUUUUUUGUACAAACUUGUAAAUAUGAUAACUUUUGGAAUGGUCACAAAGGUUGUUGAAUUGUUUCUUAUGUAAAAAAACAACAUGUUUUCAAAGUUUACAUUAAUUUCAAACCUUUGUACUAUAUUUUUGAGCUGUGGAACACUUUGUCUUGUAUUUAUUUUUUAGUAAGCAUUGUGGAAAUCCCAUAGUAAAUCCUAUCAAAGCCAACUGCUAGCACAAGAGGCUGCUUAGCAAAAGUGUAUGAAAAGACAAAUAAAUGUGACUGCGAUUGAAAAUGACUCUUGGGGUCAGUUGUGAUGUUAAUUUGCUCUUUUUAUCAGCUGCAUAACAAAUCUGUGAAAAUAACAUCUCAUGAUUAAAGUAUAAGUCUAGUGAUAUUCUAUAUUUCUCCCAUUGUCAACAAUUCCCAUGAAAAGACCAAAAGUAUCCUAUGUAUCCAAAGUCUGAUACGGCUUAUCCCUCUGUGCCAUAAAGCUCUUUUUUGUCCAAGAAUGGUUAAAAAUGCAUCAAUGAGCCACACUGUUGUACUGGGUGACAUGUUCCUUCAUUACAAUGAACAAGGCCACUGUAGUUGACUUAAAGACAAAUAAACACCAUCCUGUUGCACCAAA